Erpetoichthys calabaricus (reedfish) is the source of this 6599-nucleotide messenger RNA. It is a transcript of the gene arl10, whose product is annotated as ADP-ribosylation factor-like 10. NCBI's taxonomy places the organism in Eukaryota, Metazoa, Chordata, Cladistia, Polypteriformes, Polypteridae. The record is from RefSeq and is a predicted model, not a curated record. Gene Ontology annotation, molecular function: GTPase activity; GTP binding. Bases 159 to 872 code for a protein of 237 amino acids. The transcript is spliced from 4 exons.
CAGGAUAAGGGAGCGGAGACUGAAUGGGUGUGUAUCGCGCGUCUCGAGUUCUCUCCACAGUAAACAUAAGGUUGUCACUCGACUCAGUGGCUCUUUCUGAUUCCAUCUGCUCGUCAAUGAGUUCCAUUGCGGUCACCUAAGGCUUUCUUUGCAGACACAUGUAUGUGCUCCGGCACAUUUCUCUGGCUAUCAGCGCUGCAGCGGCGAUAUUGGGAUCGCUGGUGUUUUUAUCUUGGAAUUACUUCUACAAGAGACGGGUAUGGUCGCCGGGACACCGCUGUGCUGUCACCAGAGAGGUGGAGGAAAGUUGGGAUCAGCAGAUUCUGGUCCUAGGUCUCAAUGGAUCUGGCAAGAGCAGCACUAUGCGGGGUCUUUCAGGCGGUAGGGUGCCUGUUGCCUUUAGCCCUACCCGAGGUUUUAAUGCCAUCAGUGUCAAAGUUGAAGGCUACAAGUUGCACCUCCUAGAAAUUGGUGGCAGUAAGAACCUUCGCACAUAUUGGCCUCAGUACCUGAAGAGAGCCUGUGUCCUGGUAUAUGUUGUGGACUCUACAGACAGAGAGCGCCUUCCACUGGCCAAAGAGGAGCUUCACAGCCUUUUACAAGCUGCUUCUGAGCUGCCUUUGGUAGUUUUGGCCAACAAACAGGAUCUGCCAAAUGCUGUCUCAAUCUCAGAGCUUCAUGAAGCCCUGAUGCUGGACACCGUUGAACAUCAAAGGGAAUGCUUCUUAUUGGCCCUCAACCUGGAUUUGGCAGAGUCUCUGAUGGAUUUAUGGGAGUUGCUGCUGAAGCUGGUGCCUUCUCUACCCAAGGAGCACCCAAACAGCUUAUGCCAUCCAGGCGCCUCAAACUGCCAUCUCCAGAAAUGCACCUGAUGGAGUCAAAGCAGGCCUUAAAAUCGGUGGCUUUUUGAAGCUUUACUGCCACUGAAUCUGUAAGACAGAGAGGGGUGUUCUCUUUGAAGUGUUUAUCCCAGUUUGCUAUUUUGCACAGUAAGCUUUUUUUUUUUUUUUUUUUACAUUCCUAUUUUAUAUAUUCAGCACAUUCAAAGAGUUGUGCUUUUUAUCUUGUGGGUAUACUAAACACUUAUAAAGCAAGCAUCACGCUUUAAACAGAUUAGCAAAAUUGAGUAUGAUGAACCCUGACACAUAUCCUCAUUUUAGUUUCAGUAACUUUAAAUUUGAAGACCUUGUGGUAUCAGAGACAUUUCAAAACAUGAACACUCAGCAUCAAACUACAUUUCACUGUGCCUUUCUCAGCACAUGGUCUGAGUUUUUACUUUAAUUUUGUGUUAGUUCUUUAACUUUUAUUCUGGGUAAGUUGCCCCAGAGAGGCAACUUGCACUGCCAGCAAUAACCUGCUAUUCUUUCUGUACUUUUUCUGCCUUUCUCUCUCCAAUAUUAAUUUUUAUCUAUUGCACCAUGCUUACUUUGUAGAUGUUAAUUUUUUAAUUAAUAUAUUCUGAAAUGGACAGCAUGGUGGCACCAUAAUUGAAAAAUUGAUUCAAAUCUCAGCACAGUCAGUGUCUUUGUGGAUUUUCCUCUUACAUCCCAAAGAAACGCAUGUCUAACACUGGACUGGUGUCAGUGAGGCAAUGCGGGUGUGUGCAUCAGGGUGCCCUGUGGUGGACGGACAUCUCUGCCUUGUUGCUGUGUUGAGUCCAAGAUGGGCUCUGACUCCCUUAUUAAUUUAACCAGACAAGGCAAGUACACAACAUGGAUGGAUGGAUACGUCAGUCUCAUUAUCUGAAAUCUUUUACUGUUGAAGGAUUUGUCAAUAGAUACAUUAAAACCCCUAAUUUAAAAACACACACACACACACACAUAUGUAUAAAAAUAAACAAUACUUGUUUAUGUUUUUUUUCUGUUGCUUUACCGGUUUAUUUAUUUAAGAGUAUGAUUAUAAAUGGAUUACAACCACUAAUUUAAAAUACAUACACAAGGAUAUAUAUCUGUGUAAAAGUAUAAAUGAUGAUUAAACAAGCAUUGUUUAUGUUGCCUGCAGUGGGUUGGCACCCUUCCCAGGAUUGGUUCCUGCCUUGUGCCCUGUGUUGGCUGGGAUUGGCUCCAGCAGACCCCCCGUGACCCUGUGUUCGGAUUCAGCGGGUUGGAAAAUGGAUGGAUGGAUGUUUAUGUAGCUUUUCCUUUUUAUUUCCUUUCAAUUUGAGAGCAAAUUGAUUAAAACCACCUAUUUAAAACACAAGCACACCUAUACUGCUUACUGUAUAUAUUUAAAACAAUACUUGUUUACUGAUUAUUUAUGUUGCUAUUUGUUUUAAAUAUUUAAGGAUGUGACUAUACAUGUGCACAGACACAGAUAUACAGCAUAUCUGUGUAAAUGUAUAUACUAUAUAUUAAAAAACGUGUUUACCCAUUAUUUGUUGCUUUACCUUUUUAUUUGUUAAAGGAUUUGAUUAUAGACUACCACUAAAUUUAACACACACGCUUAUCUGUUUAAAUAUGUACACACACAUAUAAACAAUACAUUUUUACUAAUUUUUUAUGUUGCUUUACCUAUUUAAUUGAUUCCUUUUAAUUAUGUGAUGGCAAAUUUAUUAAAACUACCAAUUUAAACACAUACAUAUUGUAUAUACAGUAUUUUAAACAGCAUUUGUUUACUGAUUAUAUAGGUUCCUUUACCAAUUUGAAUCCCCACUGUAUGUAUGUAAAAUAAACAGCAGGUCACACAGUACAGCAGGUGCUUUACACCAAUUAAUCCACUAGGUGGGGAUGCUAAACUUUAUUUGACCAUUCAUAACAUGUCCUCGUCAGUUCUCUGCUAAAGAGAGCCUAACUUCACAACAAACCACUCAUAAGGACUGGCAGACAAUUCAAAAUUCAUGCUUUGUAGGACUGUGCAUGUGCGAGCCCUGGGAGGAUCUGGCACUCCUUUGGGGACUGGUUCCUGCCUUGUACCCACUGCUGCUGGGAUAGGCUCAGCCCCACUUGUGACUUUACUAUUCUGUUGUGCAAGUUUAAUAAAUGAAUUGGAAAUCCUAAAGAUACUGAAACCUUUAAUGUUACACAAAUAUAUUAGUCUCAUAUAUUUUGUUAGCUCAUGCUAAGAACGGACUCUUGUCAUCUUCAUAGUAGUAGGCAAGGCAACAAUUUUUAUCAACUAUAUUUUUAAUAACAAGUGAUAUUCAGUGCACUGUCCAAGGACAUACUACAGAAUUUGCUGUACCUGUACAAAUGAGAAUAGAUGAUGAGUGAAUAGGCCAACAUAUGCUGUCAUUUCCAGUUCACUUAACAUUUCUAAAAUUGCAGGUCUCCAAAUUGCUACUUCAAAUUGUACUACUUGGUAUUUUUCUAAAUCUAUCUAAGGUCACAUUGUUGAGCUUAUAUUUCAUAACAUCUAUGCAAAACAACUGUCUUACGCAGACACCACUGUACCUAUGGCUAAGAAUUCAUUUUAAAGUAACAGUUGGCUGCACCUAUCAUUUUAAAUACUUGAAUCCCAUCACCUCUCAAUGACCAAUAAGAAGAAUAGAUUUAGUUAAUUCAGUCUUUCCUAAAAUCUCUUAUAGAGAUCGAUUAGACCAAACAUGCACACUACAGUAUAUUCCAGUAUUAAUAUUGUAAUGUGUAUAUGUGCUUUUUCAUGUGUUAUACAGUAUAAGAAUAACCUAUCCCACUCCUAGACGUCCUAUAUAAGCAGGCUUCCCUUAAAGCCUUUGUAAUUGUUUUUGCAUGCUGUCUGAUUGAGGGCAGAAACAGGUCUAUUUGGACUGCCAAGUCUUUCUCAUAAGCCAUAAUUUCUAAAUACAGAGUCCCAGCCACAUCACGUCAUUUUGCUGAAUACUUCUACUUCCUAUAAGUAAGACAUUUACACAUCCUGUAUUUACGUAAAACUUUAUCUGUCCAAUCCUGAAUUUUGUUGGGGCACACGUGCAGUGAUUUUAGACAAUUGUAGGACAUCUAACUGCCCUGGCAACUUUACUCUCACCUACAAAUUUAACUAGCUUCUUAGUUUUUUUUUUAGUCUUCUCCCUACAUCCCCAAAGAUAAAUGUGCAGUUUUGGUGGAAACUCUAAGUCAGUGUGUGCCCGAGUUGGUCCUAUGAUGGCCUUGCCAAUCAUUGCUUCUGAGAUAGGCUCAAGCUCCCACAACCAUGAACCAGAUGAAGUGGGUACUUUAUGUUAUAAAGAGCAGCAGCCUCUGUGGAACAUCAUGUUUGACUUGCAUUAUUUUACAAGUUGUUUUCUGUAAUUAAAUUAUUUUUGCUUCUAUCUGCACACUGGGCCCUGAAACAUUGUCUCUCGAUUGCAAUAAUUAGCUGAUCUUGGGUUGCUUCUUUGCACACUUUUUGAAAGUCAAGCUAAAUCUUUAUCAAUCAGUACAAUUUUUAUUCCACUUUUGCUGGUGAAGGAGGUGGCUACGUGUAACGACUUCAUAUUUUUUAACAAACGCUUAUGUCUAAGCGUAUGUGGAUGGUCUGCCAAUACCUCCACUAGGUCUUAUCAAUGCUUUCAUUACUUUGCCAGGGACACACGUUUACACCUAUCUGGUCUUUAAUUGCUAGGGUUGGCUUGGCCAUCUUUAUGUAUGCAACAAGACUCCAGUCUUCUGUAAUUAGCUCAGCACUAUUAAGUGCUAAAGGCUUGUAAAUAUCGUCAAAGACUUUUUGGAAAACUUGCUAAUUAUUGACUGUUCCACAGGUUUUGUUUUCAACUUCAUUAUUCCCAGUAGCACCUCUAUGUCUUCUGUCCAAAUUGUUCAGCAUGUUCUUUAUACUGGCAUAGAACUAACACAGGUGAAAACAACAAAAAAUAUAUUUUAUUAUUCUUUACAGUUUCCUUUUCUGUCAUGCUAAUAUCCUGCAGCAACAGCACAGGUCCAAUUAAAGAGAAGAUAUUAACACCACACAACAUCUGGCACUGUGCUUUCACUUCUAUGGUAACAAGAAGAUUAUUGUUCAGUAACUGCUAUAAGUCAACAAUACAAAGACUUUCAAGGAUUGUUUAUCCCAUCUAUUCUAAAAUCAAUCCUUAAUAUUUUUAUCUAUAAUAUUUACUGCGCCUACCUGUCUAUUAUAUUUGAAUAUUCCUGUAUGGUGCUCACAGGAGGGCUGGAAGAAAAAAAAAAAAAAAGAAAAACUAAUGCAGCGUGCUUUUUUUAUGUUGCAUUUUUUUUUCAGAUCAGAACCAUCUGUUUAGAUGAGCUCCGCAAAGAACAUACACAGUAUGGCUCUGCAUCAUUUCAUCACAUGUGGGUUGGUGUGUGAAACCUAACCAGCUUCCAAUGUAAAAACAGAAAAUGAUAUUUUUAUGCUUGGUGUAAAACAAGUUAUUUUUCAUUUUGUUCAAAUUUCUUAGACAAACAAUUUGAUGCACACACACUAAAUGUUUACAUAUUAAUACACAAAUUCAUGCAAGGAAUUGCACUGUACUAUUUGAUCACAAUAAAGUAUGAGCAAAAUGAUAUGAAAUUUAUUUAUCUUUUAGACUAUUAGGAGUUAUUUCUACUUAUGCAAAACAAACAAUGCAAGUGAACUGUUUUUACUGUGAAUUACUGUACUGCAAGGAUACCACAGUAUCUAAUCUCAAAUUUGGGCACAAAAUAAAACAAUACAUGCGAAAAAACAAGAUUAGUAUGUGCAGGUUUUUAGAAUUAUUAUCUGAAACAAGGAAAGAAAAAGUAAAAAAAAAAUGAGUUUACUGUGCCUUUUCAAUUACUUAUGUCUACAAUCUUGCAUUAGGGAAAGUGGCAAUGCUUUUUUAAUCCAUACUAGCUUGAAACAUAACCAGCAAUUUACCUGUAAAUGUAUUUUCCAGGCGGCACGGUGGCGCAGUAGGUAGCGCUGCUGCCUCGCAGUUGGGAGACCUGGGGACCUGGGUUCGCUUCCCGGGUCCUCCCUGCAUGGAGUUUGCAUGUUCUCCCCGUGUCUGCGUGGGUUUCCUCCCACAGUCCAAAGACAUGCAGGUUAGGUGGAUUGGUGAUUCUAAAUUGGCCCUAGUGUGUGCUUGGUGUGUGGGUGUGUUUGUGUGUGUCCUGCGGUUUGUUGGCACCCUGCCCGGGAUUGGUUCCCUGCCUUGUGCCCUGUGUUGGCUGGGAUUGGCUCCAGCAGACCCCCGUGACCCUGUGUUCGGAUUCAGCAGGUUGGAAAAUGGAUGGAUGGAUGGAUGGAUGUAUUUUCCAUCUGUAAAACUAAUUUAUCCUAAAAACUAUUUAUAUAUAAAAAAAAUUCAUUAUCAAAUGACACAGUUAGCUUUGUGCUGAUUAAACAGUAACAGAAGAGAUGAACACUCACCAGGAUAGAAUUUUGAAUGGAUUAACUUGAACGUUAUUCUUCUACUUCAGGCAUAAAGAGUCUAUGUAUCCUGUAAGCAUGCCAUACAACACACAGAUCAUAUGAGAAUAUCUGGUAAUUGCACUGUGCUGUUAUCACCUCCUGGAGAACAUUGUCAUAAAUGCUGGCAGAAUCAAAACUUUGUGCUACUUUUCUAAAUGUAAGAUUGCUGUCCAGUAUUACUGUGUUUGUUGAAAUGUAAAUGUGUAAAACUAUUAAAAAAAAGACCAGACUUUGCAAAUUUGUGAUAAGAUGUAUUACUAAACUGAAAAAAAAUGUUGGGAUUAAUAAAGAUUUUAUUUAGAUUGUAAAAA